AUGGCGGCGGCGGCGGGAGCGGAGGCGGUGGAAGAUGCGGGCGGUGCGGUGCCGUGUGCGGGGUCGGGCCGCGCUGCUCGGCUGCCGCUGUCCCGCGUGAAGGCGCUGGUGAAGGCCGACCCGGACGUCGGUCUCGCCAGCCAGGAAGCCGUGUUCGUGCUGGCGCGGGCCGCGGAGCUGUUCGUGGAAACCAUCGCUAAGGACGCCUUUGUGUACGCCCAGCAGGGCAAGAGGAAAACCCUGCAGAGGAAGGACCUGGAUAACGCCAUCGAGGCCGUCGAUGAGUUUGCCUUUUUGGAAGGUACUUUGGACUGAGUUGGCCAGAAAUGGAGUUCUCUGCAGAAAGGGACUGCAGGCACCAGUGUGGGGUGGCAGGCAGGAUGCCAAGGGUUGGCUGUAGUUCCUGCACUGAGACACUGAAAUGGGCAACCGUAAUGCUUUGUACCAAGUUUAAGUCGUUGUAAGUUCAUUAUUUAAAGCACGUGGUUUGUUUCUCUGUAAGUAUUUCGUAUGACUUUGAGCCCCGUGUUCUGCUGCUGCACUGCAGGCUGCUCCCCAGCCCUGCCUUCCAGGGCACCACGGAGCAGAGAGCUCAGAUCCCGAGGCACAAACCUGAUGAUUUGUACGUAUCUGGUGGUUUAUAGAUAUGUUCUUAAAAUGGAAAUGUAUUUUUCUUUGUAUGUCUUUUGUUGGGCUUUUUUGUUGUUGUUUUUUUACCAAUGCAAUUAAAGGCGGUUGCUGAGUUGCUGUC
Molecule: messenger RNA, 751 nt
Organism: Centrocercus urophasianus (Greater sage-grouse)
Lineage: Eukaryota; Metazoa; Chordata; Aves; Galliformes; Phasianidae
Gene: POLE4
Product: DNA polymerase epsilon 4, accessory subunit
Exons: 4
Coding region: 1-315 (104 amino acids)
Cellular component (GO): epsilon DNA polymerase complex; nucleus
Molecular function (GO): protein heterodimerization activity
Source: RefSeq, a predicted model, not a curated record